This is a messenger RNA of Plutella xylostella (diamondback moth), 1278 nucleotides long. RefSeq lists its product as uncharacterized. The record is from RefSeq and is a predicted model, not a curated record. Lineage: Eukaryota; Metazoa; Arthropoda; Insecta; Lepidoptera; Plutellidae.
AUAAUUUCAAACUUUCAAACAAGUUAAUUUUCUCUAUGCUUUCAAACAAAUCUGUAAAAAUAUCCUGAAAUCAUCCUCAAAUAGUAAAAGGAUGAGGUAAUAUAUACACGUUAACAGGUGAAUUCCAUUUAAAAAGCUGUAGGCGAGAUCGAGCGAUAAACGCAAUAGGUCACGCGAGAUCUUGAUGCAGCGCGGCGAGUGUCCAGUGUCGGCGGCGGCGGUGGGUGGUGCGGGGGGUGCGGGGGGCACGGGGCGGCGGCGGGGCGCGGUGGACAAGGUCGCCAGCUGUCGGCGUGUGGGCUCGCGCGGCGCCGCACGCCCCAUGCUGCCCGGCCCGCUGGCCCCGCUGGACACACAGGCCGCGCGCGCGCUCGCCUCCGUCUACGCGCCGCACCGCCGCGCCCGAGCGCCCCGAGGCAGAGACAUGCUGCACGCAGACAUACCUACCAAGCCCGGCCUCUCGCCCUUCGACCCACUGCCCGCCAUCGGACAGACCCGGCCGGAGAAAACUAAAGUGAUCGUCUUCAACCUGAACAAUGCAGACAAUGUCAGGCCGGCGACGAUGGAGAGUAGGCCGAUCAAGCUGCGCGAGCUGAAGACACUGACGCCGCUGAAGGCGCGGGUGCCGCCGCGGCGCAGCCACACGGUGCCGGCGGAGGAGCGGCGGCCCUCGCAGCUGCUGCGGGAGAACACGUACGACGUGCUGGAGCCGGUGUUCGCGUCGCCGGUGCGCGGGCCCCGGCGGGGGUCGGCGGCGGGGGACGUGGGGGACGCGGCGGACCCGGUGUCCCCGCGCAGCAGGUUCCAGGCGGCGGCGCGGCGCGUGGCGCGGCUCUCGCGGCCGGCGCGGCUGCUGUGCCUGCGGGAGCGCGACGCUCCCCGCCCCCCGCCCGCCCCCGGCGGCCCCCCGAGCCCCUGCCGGCUGCAGCUCCUGCCCGACAGCCCCACGGAGAAGCUCAACAAGCUCUCCGAGAUAUUUCAGUGCCUUGAUGUGAAAAACCGACAUCGAGAUAGAAUGAAAAAGGAAAACAGUUGGUUCUAGUUUAGAAAAUAAGGAGCGAGCGGUUUUAUUAAAGUGGAAGUGUAUGUUUUAUAAAGUUUCUAAACGAAGCUGUUCUAAGAGGUAAAGUGUUUGUGAUAAAAAGAUUUUAUUUAUUUUUGUUGACAAUGUUGAUAAUGGUGUACCUUUUAUGAAGAUAUAUUCACAUUGCUCAAAGUUUCACGUGUUAUGUCCAACGUUUAAAUGUUUUAAUAAAGUGUGCCCAAAUAUUUUUGUAA